AUGAGUCCCUUUGGGGCUGCUCUGCUGCAGCGUUGCCGGCUGCUGCUGCUGCUGCAGCUGCCGCUGCUGUUGCUGCUGCUGCUGCUGCAUGCAUGUGAGGCGAGGAAUUUAAAAAGCUGCGGAGACACCGCCGCUGCCCUCUUACAGCCGCUGCCCCUUACACCAGAAGCUGCUGCUGCUGCUGCACAUCAGCAGCAGCAGCAGCAGCAGCUCCCCACAGCUGCCUUUCUCUCUACCUUUACGAUAUUCCAGCACCGCUUCAGCAGACACCAAGCAGCCAGUUGCAGCAGCAGCAGCAACAGCAACAGCUGCAAUAGCAGCAACAGCAGCAGAUGGGCAAGCAGCAGCAGCAGCAACAGCAGCAGCAGCAGCGUGGAAGAGGCACUUGCAGCAACACGCCGUGAGUUGCAGCAGCAGCUCAAGGAAGGAUCGGUCAACCCAAAUGCGCUGCUGCAGGAGCUGCAGGAGCUGCAGCAGCAGCAGCAGCACAAGCAGCAGCAGCAGCAGCAGCUUCGGCCUGAGUCUGUGGAGCAGCUAGUAGAAUGGCUGGCUGCAGCAAGACACGGGCAGCCUCUGCUGCAGGCAGCAGCAACAACAGAAGCAGCAGCAGCAGCAGCAGACAGCAGCAGAUCUGCUGCUGCUGAGUCUUCAUCUUCAGACGCAGCAGAAGGGUAUGAGGAUCCGCUUUCAUUUGGCGUAAUACUUAAAGCAGCAAAAGCCCUAAGACAAAAUUUAGAGACAGAUAAUGCAGACAGACGAGCAUUUUUUAUAGAAAACUACAAGAAGGAAUUAAAGCACUUGGGAGUGUUCAAGGAGACAGCUGCUGCGCUGUCUCCUGAGUCAUUAGCAGACCGCUUAGCAUUGGCUAGAGCGUUUGCUGCAGCAGCAGCAACCCCAGCAGCAGCAGGGGGAGCAGCAGCAAGCAGCAGCAAAGGACAGAACAGCACGAAGCACAAGCAGCAGCAGCAGCAGCAGGGGGUUGUUGAGGCGCGAGUUGUCUCAGGGAGACGGCAGCAAAAAGCAGCAAAAAGCAAAACAAAAGGAGACAGAGCAGAAGAAGAAAGGAGACAAACAAAUGCAGGAAGGAGACGUCUGGGAUCGUCUCUCCUGGGAUCGUCUCCCCUGGGAUCGUCUCCUUUUGGUUUCCCUUCUCUUUUUGAUGUUUUCUUCGGGCGUGGGGAUACUGCAGCAGAAGAAGAGACAACAGAUAGAAGCACACGUCGCCGCCUACAGCAGCAGCAGCAGCAGCAGCAGCACCCGCUGGAGCAGCUGCUGAACGAUAUGUUCGGGGGUAGCAGCUCGCUACAGGUCUUAGGAGAGACAGAGGGCUCCGAUUUGCUGCAGCAGCUCUUUGGCUUCCCAGCAGCAGCAGCAAAUGCUAAACCUAAGCAGCAGCGGAUAGACUUCCUGCAGCCUGAACAAGCAGAGCGUCAGCAGCAGCAGCAGCAGCAACAGCAACAGCAACAGCAGCAGCAGCAGCAGCAGUGGGAUGAGCAGCAGGAGACAAACCCUAAAUUGAUUUCUUUACUAAACAAAGCAAAGCAGCAGAAUAAACCCGCCCUCACGGAGACCCUAAAGAGAGCAUUCGCAGAAGAGGGAAUGCGAGCAUUGGCUGCACUUGCAGUUGAAAAAGGUGUUGCUGCAGCAGAAGCAACAGCAGCAACUGCAGCAGAACGCUAUCUCCUGGCGCGCCUAAAGGACGAAGGCCUCCUGUCGUAG
Messenger RNA from Eimeria acervulina, 1719 nucleotides. RefSeq lists its product as hypothetical. The record is from RefSeq and is a predicted model, not a curated record. The coding region runs from base 1 to 1719 and encodes 572 amino acids. Lineage: Eukaryota; Apicomplexa; Conoidasida; Eucoccidiorida; Eimeriidae. The transcript is spliced from 4 exons.